AUGUCGGGCUCAGCCGUGUCAGACCGCGGCGCCCAUCGUGUCAGCCAGAGUCUCCGCACGCCAGGCACGCUCGUCGGCUGCGGCUCGAUUAGGCAACCCAUUCUGGGCCCGUGCCAAAGUGGGGGCAUGAUCCUAUGUGUGGCACGACAUUAUUGCAACACAAUUACUUGUCGACCGUAAUUCCAGGAGGUCCGUCCAUAACGCACAAGGUCCCGCACCCAUCCACAGCAAUACCACGGUACAUGCUUCAAUCCUCGAACCGGGUCAAUCCAUCUCGUACAAACUGGCCACGACGAAAGAGCAUAACAUUGCGCCCCCCUUGGCGCACUGCGAGCAUGACCAAAUGCCUCACCGUGGCGCCCAACUCAAUCCCUCGCGAAACCAAAAUUUGACCGAAGUCAAUGAAGGUAAGCGGGUUUACGCAGCGGUUUUGGUCGAAUUUUGCGAGUGAAGAAUAACACCAUUCAUGAUAUCUGGCACUUCUUUGGUCCGUACGCGAAAGCCGUUGUUGCCCUACCAAGGCUAUUCAGAUUUUACUAGGCGGCGCAGGCUGCAGUCAAGAAGCUUGUCCGCAAGGAGGGGUUGCUCGACUCUGAACUCGAAGGAACUCGAAGGCCUAUUAUGGAACGGCCAAGGAUGCGCUCACUCAAGCCAUGGCCAAUGUGAGGAAGUACUAGCAUCUUCAGGAGAGUCGGUGAGCAGGUAGAAGCUUCAUGUACAACGCUACUGAUGUAUAGCACUUGCUCCCACACAGUUGAAGAAGAUCAGCGACCACAUUGCGCAGCACUGUUUUUUUUUUUUUUUGUAGAAACUGUUCAUCAUAUUGCCCCCAAGUCCUGUUCCCCCUGAUUGGCCUACGGAAAAUGUAAGGCAGCUGUGCCUUACGCACCUAAUGUGGCACCCGGUAUUUGAAUUACAUCAAUUCAAAUUGCUUUACUUUUGGAUCACGCGUUAGGGUGCCGCGCGCCUUUCACACCGCGAUCCAAUCUCAUGUCGACAACUCGCUGGUAUUAUCCGAUGACUCGCACAGCGUGUACUGGUGCCUGUAGAUAAGUGCUAGGUUGCUAUAGCGUCACUAUGUUAGGAUCUUCACUGCCAAGAAACAUGAUAGCGAGGACUCUUAAAGCCUGCGAUGAACUUCUCGGCGAGGUUGCAGAACAGAUCAUGGGAGGACGGCUCCGCCUCGCCGGAGGCCAUGCGUUCCAAUGGCGAAAGUACGCGCUCAAGUGA
Microbotryum saponariae is the source of this 1230-nucleotide messenger RNA. The record is from the annotation of a GenBank genome assembly. NCBI's taxonomy places the organism in Eukaryota, Fungi, Basidiomycota, Microbotryomycetes, Microbotryales, Microbotryaceae.